CAGCCGCAGUAGCGCGAGAGACAGCUCGAGCCGCACCAACACAGCUCAGACAAAAUCCGAAUGGAUAAUUUAAUAUUUGCGCAAUGCAUCCUUUAUUUUUUAGCCUUCGUCUUUGGCUUUAUAGCCAUAGUACCUCUGUCGGAAAACACGGAAGAUUUUCGUGGAAAAUGUCUGCUUUUUACGCGGGGUAUGUGGCAGAAUGAGAACAUCACGGUGUCUAAGCAGCGCUUCAUCAUUGAGGAAUGGGGACCUCAGUCCUCCUGCAGCUUCAUCACCGCUGUCGCCAUCGCGUCCCUCAUCCUGGCCGCCGUGCAAGCCUGGAGGCUUCUGCUCUUCAUCUGCAAAGGCCACGAUGACUCAAUCUUCAAUGCCUUCCUAAACCUGCUCAUCAGCACAUUCGUAGUGUUUGCUGUAUUCCUGUCCAGCACAAUAGUAAGUGUGGGUUUCAACCUAUGGUGUGAUGCCGUCACAGAAGGAGGCAGUAUGCCCAGCAGCUGUGAGGAUCUCCAGGACACUGAUCUUGAACUAGGGUUGGACAACUCUGCUUUUUAUGACCAGUUUGCCAUAGCACAGUUUGGGUUGUGGGCGGCCUGGCUGACUUGGCUGGGUAUCACAGUCAUGGCCUUUCUGAAGGUCUACCAUAACUACCGUCAAGAGGAUCUGGUCGACAGCUUGAUCCACGAGAAAGAGUUCCUACUCGGACGCUCAUCACGCCGGUGCUCAGAUGUGGUAGAUGAGAAAAGUGGCAUGAUAUGAUAAACUCAACAUUUUGCAACGCAACUAUUAUAGAACAUUUCCGUCAAUGUACCGUCAAGUAAAAUGUAUUCAUAAGCUUCUAAAUAUGGCUUAUUAGUUGGUGUAUUGACAACUAAUGAUUGACCUCAGUUGAGCUUAAUUGAGCCAGAUGCUUCUGAAUAACAUUUUAUUUGACUUUGGACGAUGACUGAGAAUAGACAUUCAUGUGCACUCGAUUGUUUGGACUGAGGUCAGCGAUUUCUGAUGUUGAGCUUAAAACACUAGACCCUGAACAAAAUGAAUAGUGAGCAUGAAUAAUGUAAAAGGAUAGUUCACUCAAAAAGGAAAAAUCUGUCAUUUACUUGCCAUCAUUUUGUUCUGAAUCCAUAAGCCUUUCCAAAAGAUGCUGAAUGAAACCUGUCUGUCCUGUGAAAACUUCAGAAAGUUAAUGACAACAGUAUAAAAGUAAUCCAUAUGAUUUAAGAGAUUAAUCCAAGUCUCUUAAAGAGACAUAAUCCCUUUAUAAACACUGAUCAAUGCACAUAGCACAUCAAAAAUGAUCAAUAGAAGCAAACCUCAUUGGUCUCUCCUUGGGAGUUUCCGUUUACCAUAUUUGAUGUGAUUUAUGUAUUGUACGUCUAUUGGUCAAUUUCUAUUUAAAUAAACACCUAAAGGAUAUAAAGCAAUCAUAUGGAUUACUUUUUUUGUGUCUUUAUGAACGUUUUAGUAGAGGGACAGAAAUCUCUUUAUUUGUGUUUCAAAAUUAACAAAAGUGAUAUGGGUUUAGAAUGACGUGAGGGUAAGUAAAUUAUGACAAUUUUCUUUUCUUUUUCUUGGAUGAACUAUCCCUUUAAAGGAGUAGUUAACUUUUA
Pimephales promelas (fathead minnow) is the source of this 1607-nucleotide messenger RNA. It is a transcript of the gene tmem179ab, whose product is annotated as transmembrane protein 179a, genome duplicate B. NCBI's taxonomy places the organism in Eukaryota, Metazoa, Chordata, Actinopteri, Cypriniformes, Leuciscidae. The record is from RefSeq and is a predicted model, not a curated record.